UGUGCAUAAUACUUUGAUAUUUUGCAUGCAAGGCCUUGACAAUGGAGCUGUUAAAUCAUGGCUCAUGCAGCCAGGACUACUGACCAUUGUGUGGAAGGUAGUGACAAAGUCUGUUAAUAGGAAGCAAUGAAUGAUACAAUCAUAGCAACCAUGCCUACCUAAAUAUUAGUUUUCACGCUCUUACUUCCUGUGUUGCCAUGGAGAGAUAUUAUGAUAUCUGUUUACCUCCCCCACAUUUACAUGCUAAACAAAAUGGUGCCAGGAGUAUAAAAGAAUCAUUCUAAACUCAUCAUGCAUCAAGUAAACUCUCUUCUCCUUAAGAAAAAUACAGAGGAAUCUUUCAAUAUACUCCAUUACUAUAGAAGUUAUAUCAACAUGUUCCACACUAGUUUGCUAUAUUCAGCUCUCACUGCAUUCGCCGUUAUGCAGCUAGCAUCUGCUUCACCAUUACAGAAGUGUUACAAUACUGGCACCAAGGAAGUAUUAUACUAUGGUGUUCAAGUUGCUGAUGUAUUGCUGACACAAAAGUUGUACAAUCAAAUGAAUGACAAUUAUGAAGCUAAGAAAUACAAUGUUGAGACUUUGUUGCUUAACAUAGCAAAAUUGGAGCAAUAUCGUGGCAAACUUCAUCAAGGCAACACAAACCCAUUGGCUAUCAAAACAGUGAAUGAACUAAUCAAUAUGGCAAUUGAUUCAGCCUGUAAAAUGAUAAGAAAUGAUAUACUCGUUGUUGGCAAUGCCAAUUUUUCUUGCACUCCAAGUGAAUUCCAACAAAUGAGAUUGAUGUUAACAGCACACUCAGAUCUAAAGGCAGUGAUCCAUAAAGCUAAGGACAUAGUGGGAGACUUAGGAAAUUUGGAGGCAUGUUACUGCUGGAAAAAAGAUCAAAUGAAAAAGGACAGCAAAGUGUCACAAGUUAGAGGCUACUUUGAUACAUAUUUCACUUGUAAUAUGUAAUCUAGCUCUGCUGAACUUUCUCAGGAUGUUAGUAUUUAUUUAAAAUAAUUAUUAUUAUUCAUAAUUAUCUGUUAGCAAAUUAAAAUGCACAUAUUCACUUGUACAUGAGCCACAACAUGCACAUGAUUUUGAAUUUAAUAGUAUUAUUUAUUUAUG
This is a messenger RNA of Amphimedon queenslandica, 1113 nucleotides long. RefSeq lists its product as uncharacterized. The record is from RefSeq and is a predicted model, not a curated record. The transcript has 3 exons. The coding region runs from base 292 to 957 and encodes 221 amino acids. NCBI's taxonomy places the organism in Eukaryota, Metazoa, Porifera, Demospongiae, Haplosclerida, Niphatidae.